Molecule: messenger RNA, 1032 nt
Organism: Linum trigynum
Lineage: Eukaryota; Viridiplantae; Streptophyta; Magnoliopsida; Malpighiales; Linaceae
Source: the annotation of a GenBank genome assembly
AUGAAGCAGCAGGGAACAUGGCCACCGAGAUCGGACGGUCACCGUUUCCGCUCAUUUCCGAUGCCAGAAACCAGACUCGAGCGUCGUAAAUCCGCCGCGGGGCCGCCUGGACACAGUCAACGGCCGAGGCGGAUCGAGCCGAGGUCGUCGUCCACUUCGAAGGUGGAGGAUCACGGAUUCGCGGCGCUCCCAUUCGACAUCCUCGCCAGAAUCGCGGCGCCGUUCACGCUACCCAACCUCCAGGCUGCGUCGCUGGUGUGCAAGUCGUGGAGCGAAGCGCUGCAGCCGUUGAGGGAGGCGAUGCUGCUGUUAAGGUGGGGGAAGCGGUUCAAGCACGGGCGAGGAGGGGUGAAAUCGGAUUUGAACAAAGCGCUGGAUUCCUUCCUGAAGGGGGCAGCUCGAGGGUCGAGCUUGGCGAUGGUUGAUGCCGGGCUGGUUUAUUGGGAAAUUGGGGAGAAGGAGAAGGCGGUGGGGUUGUAUCGGAAGGCGGCGGAGCUCGGCGAUCCUGCGGGGCAGUGUAAUCUCGGGAUCUAUUACUUACAGGCUAAGCCGCCAAACGAAACAGAAGCCGUGAAAUGGUUGUUUCGAGCUUCAAUUGGAGGGCAUGUUCGUGCUCAGUAUCAACUCGGUCUGUGUCUGCAUCAGGGUCGUGGGGUCGAAGGCAGUCUUCAGGAGGCAGCUAAGUGGUAUCUAAGAGCUGCGAGAGGUGGGUAUGUUCGAGCAAUGUACAAUGUUGCGCUGUGUUACUCGGUAGGAGAUGGUUUAUCCCACAAUCAUCAUCAGGCAAGGAAAUGGAUGAAGCGAGCAGCUGAUCAUGGCCACAGCAAAGCUCAGUAUGAGCACGGACUAGGCCUCUUCUCCGAAGGAGAUAUGGUGAAAGCCGUGGUUUAUCUGGAACUGGCAACUCGGGCAGGUGAAACGGCAGCAGCACAUGUCAAGAAUGUGAUCGUCCAACAACUGCCCGUUAGCUCACGCGAAAGGGCCAUGGUUCUUGCGGACAGUUGGCGUUCAAUCUCUGCUUCAUCGCAUUGA